Messenger RNA from Onychostoma macrolepis, 2040 nucleotides. RefSeq names its product quinoid dihydropteridine reductase b, tandem duplicate 1 (gene qdprb.1). Gene Ontology annotation, biological process: L-phenylalanine catabolic process; tetrahydrobiopterin biosynthetic process. Gene Ontology annotation, cellular component: cytoplasm. Bases 68 to 787 code for a protein of 239 amino acids. The transcript has 7 exons. Lineage: Eukaryota; Metazoa; Chordata; Actinopteri; Cypriniformes; Cyprinidae. The record is from RefSeq and is a predicted model, not a curated record. Gene Ontology annotation, molecular function: NADH binding; NADPH binding; 6,7-dihydropteridine reductase activity.
GUAGAAGGCGCAUGUGCUGAUUUAUUUGCAGAACAAGGUCUCAUGUGCUUCUGAAGAAAGAAAUAGCAUGGCAGCUACAGAAGCCCAUAAAGUGCUUGUUUACGGAGGAAAAGGGGCUCUAGGAUCUGCAUGUGUGCAGUACUUCAGAGCUAAAAACUGGUGGGUUGCCUCUAUAGAUCUCAAUGCCAAUGAAGAAGCCAGUGCCAACGUUACAGUGAAGAUGACUGAAUCCUUCACUGAGCAAGCCAGCCAGGUGACAGCUGAUGUCGGUGAGCUGUUAGGUGAAGAUAAGGUUGAUGCCAUCUUGUGUGUGGCUGGAGGUUGGGCAGGCGGCAGUGCCAAGGCUAAAACUCUGUAUAAGAAUGCUGAUCUGAUGUGGAAGCAGAGUAUGUGGACCUCCACGAUUUGCAGUCACCUAGCAACCAAACACCUGAGAGAGGGGGGGCUGCUCACACUGGCAGGGGCUAAAGCAGCACUGGGUCCAACAGCAGGAUGCAUUGGUUAUGGUAUGGCAAAGGCAGCGGUACAUCAGUUGUGUCAGAGUCUGAGCGGGCCAAAUAGUGGUCUUCCUCCUGGUUCUGCUGCAGUAGCAAUACUUCCAGUGACUUUAGAUACACCCAUGAAUAGAAAGUUCAUGCCAGAUGGUGAUGUUAGUUCCUGGACACCACUCGAGUACGUAACAGAGCUGUUCUAUAAGUGGACAACGGGAGAGAAUAGACCUCCUUCAGGUACUUUGAUGCAGCUGGUUACUGCAGAUGGAAAAACGGAGGCUACACCGGUGUUAUGAUUAAUAUGAUGCAUGGUAAUCAAAUUCCUUUAAACCAAGCCAAUAAUCCACUACUGUUUGUGCAUUAGUGAUGCUUUUUAUACUAUUGCCUUCUUGUUUACAUGUAAACAUCCAAAUACUGUAAGUUGUAGUUAUUAAAAAUAAGAUAAUUGCAUAAAAAUGUCAAAGAUUAUGUUUUGUAAGUGUGAUGGCAAAAAUAGCAAUGAAAAUGUUAUUCUGAUUCAUUUAGCUUCUUUUUUUCCCUCUCAGUCAACUAUCCUUGUUACAGUCACAGUCUGCUUCUCACCAUAGGGGGGCGCUGAUGAUUAAUUUAAUUACAGGUUCUCCUUUGGGUCCACACAGUCAAAAAAGUAAUUAUGUUAUGAUCAGGCUAGAAUAGUGAGUCAGCAUUUAAAAAGUUCUUUACUAAGCAAUGCAGGGUUUUUUUUUUGUUUUUUUUUGUGAGGAUCAGGUAUUUAUUUAGAGGUACUAAUGUAUUGCCUUUUUUCUCUUUAUAAACUGGCUUUUAUUGGAACAAAGUACAAGAAUAAAUGGUUCAUUAAAUUAAGUUUAAUUUCGUGUAAUUUAGAUGAAAUGGAAAAAUGAUAAUGGGUUCCUUAGCUAUUACAAAAGAGCUGCACUUGAUGUUAAAAAGAAUUACCCAUUAAACUCAUAAUGAGUUUAUUUCGCAGAAAUUAUUUAAUUGAAUUUUUACGUGGCAACCAUAGAAAAUAAUAAUUGGUAAAAACUUUUUAUAAUUUUGACAUUUUCAAAACGAAUCACAUUCUCUCCUAUCUAAUAAUUAGGACUGAGACAAAACCACAUCACAAAUGUUGUCUAGGGAGAAACCUUGACACAAAUGAGAUUUACAGAGAUGCUGCCGCCUUGUUAGCUUGCAUAAUGUAUCAUGUCACUUGAGAAUGCUAUUUCAGGAAAGCAUUUAUUGUGGUCUUUGAAUUUAGGGUGCACCUUUCUCUGUAAAUCUAUACUAAACAUCCAGAUGAGUGUUGAGAGGUGUUGUUUUGCUGCCUGGAAAGUCAAGAUGUCCUAAUUGGUGUCCAAAAAUGGGAAAUUCUAUCAUUUAGUUCAGUUCAGUUUCAAACCCAUAUUUAUACUGUGUUUUAUGGAGCACAAAAAAAGAUUUAACGAAAUGUUCAUGUUGCCCUUUUCUAUUAAAAGCGAAUGGUGAUCUAGGGAUUAAGCUUCAAAAAUGACAAAAAGCACAAAGUACCACAAAUGUAAAAAAUGUAUGCAUAAAUAAAAAGUGAAAGUAC